Penicillium diatomitis is the source of this 1269-nucleotide messenger RNA. RefSeq names its product CaiB/BaiF CoA transferase family protein. Lineage: Eukaryota; Fungi; Ascomycota; Eurotiomycetes; Eurotiales; Aspergillaceae. Bases 1 to 1269 code for a protein of 422 amino acids. The transcript is spliced from 6 exons. Gene Ontology annotation, molecular function: catalytic activity. The record is from RefSeq and is a predicted model, not a curated record.
AUGCGGCCCAUGCGGAGCUAUUCCGCAACCGCUUCGCCUGUAGAUGGCACACUUCCUUUGAAAGGAAUUCGUGUACUUGACAUGACACGGGUACUAGCUGGGCCAUAUUGCACCCAAAUACUAGGUGAUCUAGGUGCAGAUGUGAUUAAGGUCGAGCAUCCCGUUAGGGGUGAUGAUACCAGAGCCUGGGGCCCACCAUACGCAAAGUAUGAGGAUGCGUCCAGACAAGGCCCAGGUGAAAGCGCAUACUAUUUAGCGGUCAAUCGCAACAAAAAGUCACUCGCUCUAUCAUUCCAGCAUAAGGCUGGCGUCGAGAUUCUACACAAGCUCGCCAAGGAAUGCGAUGUCUUCGUCGAAAAUUACGUCCCAGGAGCACUGAAGAAAUAUGGAUUGGACUUUGAGACGCUUCACAAAAUCAAUCCCCAAUUGAUUUAUGCCAGUAUUACAGGCUAUGGCCAGACUGGGCCAUACAGCAACAGGGCUGGGUACGAUGUCAUGGUAGAGGCAGAGAUGGGAUUGAUGCACAUCACCGGAUCGCGUGACGGUCCUCCUGUCAAAGUCGGCGUCGCAGUCACUGAUUUGACCACUGGAUUGUAUACUUCCAAUGCAAUCAUGGCUGCUUUGUUAGGAAGGAUGAGAACGGGCAAGGGCCAACAUAUUGACGCUUGCUUGAGUGAUUGUCAGGUCGCUACCUUGUCUAACCUGGCGAGCUCUGCGUUGAUCAGCGGGCAGAAAGAUUCAGGGCGUUGGGGAACCGCUCAUCCGUCAAUUGUGCCAUACCGAAGCUACAAGACAAAGGACGGUGAUAUUCUCUUUGGAGGAGGCAAUGACCGCCUAUUUGGUGUUCUUUGUGACCGUCUUGGCUUUCCUGCAUGGAAGAAUGACGCUCGUUUUGUCACAAACAGUGAUCGUGUGAAACAUAGAGAAGACAUUGAUGGCUUGAUUGAGAACACAACCCAACAGAAGACGACGAAAGAAUGGCUUGAUAUUUUCGAAGGCAGUGGUAUGCCAUAUGCAGCGGUGAAUGAUAUCCAAGGGACAUUGAAUCAUGAACAUGUCCUCGCGCGAAACAUGGUCACUGAAGUAGAUCACCCUGCUUGCGGUCUCAUUAAGCUGGUCAAUACACCCAUCAAAUAUUCCGAGGCGAAGCCUGGUGUGCGUACACCUCCUCCAACGCUGGGUCAACAUACCAAUGAAGUGCUCGCAACAAUGUUGAAUUAUAGCAUUACCGAUAUCGCUCAAUUAAAGACGGAUGGUGUGGUAUCUUGA